GAUUAAUCUGAACUAAAAGAUUAUUUCUUUGAUUAUAACUUUGUGUUAUUGUACUAAUUGUUUGCUAAUUUGACAUUUUUUUUUAUUUUAUUUUAUUCAGAGUUUCACUGUUUGAUUGCAAAUUAAUUUUCUUGUCGUUCAAUUUGUUUGAGCCUUGAAUUAUUGAUUUAUUUUCGUGGUAUUGGAUGCUAGAAAUGCGGUUGUUUAUGUAUCUACUUAGUUUCCGAGGUCGAAAAUAUUCUGUGGGUAAUCUCUAUCAAUAUGUAUACUAUGAUAUUUAAUUUUUUGAAACUUGGAUCAGUUGCAUUAUUUCAUCUCAUGUAUAAGUAGUUUUCUAGGUCUCAAUUUCAUAAACUUGAAUUAGAAGAAAUUAAGGGGGAAUGGAGAAAUAUAACGAGUAGUUUUGAGAAUUUAGUUGCAAUUGCAUAUAUUUCAUUAAUUUGUAAUUCCUACUCAAUACUCAUAUAAAUCAAAGGUUUAAUAGGCUUCCUGCAUGAUUAAUUCUUCUCGCGUGUCGCGCGUUGUAUACUGAUCAUAAUUCAUGAUAGCAUAGAAAGAUGGUGAUAUGUGUUGUUUUGGUACAGAACAUGUGCACAAGAAGAAUAUAGAGGCAUUAAGCUUAUAUAUAAAAAGUCCCUCAAAAAUUAGUCCAUCAUGGUUUCAUACACUGACUUAGAACAAGAUAUAGCUGGAGAUGUCAAUCAGCAGCAAUUGCACAAUUCAUCAGAAGCCGGCAAAAUCAAUGAAUUAGGCAUGAUGGCUAAGGAUCAAGAUCUUCCUGCACCAGCAACAACAGGCACUCAGCAAAAAGAAACCAAGGAUCAAAAUCUUCCUGCACCAGCAACAACAGGCACUCAGCAAAAAGAAAGGAAAAGAUAUAAUCCUAAAAUUCGAGUUCAGUCGAUGGGACUUUCACCCAUGAUUGUACCUUUGUCUGCAAGGGAAGGUCAAAAUGAGGUUGCUGCAAGAUUUGAGACCCAUGUAAAGGAAUUAAUAGAAAAUCUGAAAAGUACUGCACUUGAGACAGUAAGGGAAGCCACCUCUGAGCUCCGGAUUUUAGCCAAGGACUUGGACAACCAAAUAUUGAUAGCGAGUUGUGGGGCUAUCAGCCCUUUGGUUGACCUCCUUCGUAGUUCAGACAUGAUAACUCAAGAAAACGCGGUAACAGCUGUUCUGAACUUGUCUAUCAGUAACAACAAUAAGGUCAACAUUGUAAAAGCUGAGGCGAUUGAGCCUUUGAUCCAUGUCCUUCAGACAGGGACCGAUGAGGCUCGAGAAAAUGCAGCUGCAACUCUUUAUAGUUUAUCUGUAUUUGAAGAGAAUAAGAUUAGGAUAGGGAAUUCAGGAGCUAUUGGUGCUUUGGUAGAUUUGUUAGGGAAUGGAACACCCCGUGGUAGGAAGGACGCGGCCACUGCUUUGUUCUACUUGUCUACAUGUACUGAUAAUCGGCUUACAAUAGUGAGAUCAGGUGCUGUAAAACAUCUGAUAGACUUGAUGGAUCCUGCAACUGGGAUGGUCGACAGGGUAGUGGUUGUGUUAGCAAAUCUUGCCUCGGGUCCUGAAGGGAGAAAGGCUAUAGCCGAAGCAGGGGGGAUAUCUCUUCUUGUUGAGGCGGUUGAGUUAGGUUCACCCAGGGGAAAAGAGAAUGCUGCUGCAGCACUUGUGCAUUUUUGUGCAGACAGUAAUAGAUACUGCAGAAGGGUGUUAGAAGAAGGAGCUGUGCCACCUUUAGUAAUCUUGUCCAUGUCCGGAACCUCAAGGGCCAAAGAAAAGGCUAACAGGAUUCUGCAGCAUUUGAGAAACCUACAAGCAGCUUAUAAUGACAUAGCAGGCGGAUCGUAUACCUGAAAUUUUGUUAUGUCAUAUGUGGUAACUUUAUUUUAUAAUCAGUUGAGAAAUACAUGGUAUAAAAUUAGUUGUUCUGAAUUGUUUGAUCUUCUGUGAAUAUUGUGUAAAAGAAAAAGUAUACAAAGUAUUUGCCUUGAUAGUUAGGCAACUAACAGGAUGUAAAUUGUUCUGUUAGGUCAAGUUGGACAAGUAAGAGCAUCUUUGACAUUUCACCUCCUGUUAUCUGCUCAACUGUUGUAGACAAUUAGCCUUGCUCCUGUAAACCUGAGCUUCUGAUUAGAGGAUGAUACGAAGUACUCCGUAUUAUUUUGAAAUUACAUUACCAACAGUACUACAAGAAAUACGUAAUUGUGCAAAUGGUAGUAAAAAUGAUGUUCGUGUG
Messenger RNA from Chenopodium quinoa (quinoa), 2230 nucleotides. RefSeq names its product U-box domain-containing protein 4-like. The record is from RefSeq and is a predicted model, not a curated record. The transcript is spliced from 2 exons. Gene Ontology annotation, molecular function: protein binding. Gene Ontology annotation, cellular component: cytoplasm; nucleus. NCBI's taxonomy places the organism in Eukaryota, Viridiplantae, Streptophyta, Magnoliopsida, Caryophyllales, Amaranthaceae. The coding region runs from base 655 to 1848 and encodes 397 amino acids.